Hansenula ciferrii is the source of this 1413-nucleotide messenger RNA. RefSeq names its product guanine deaminase (gene GUD1). Lineage: Eukaryota; Fungi; Ascomycota; Saccharomycetes; Phaffomycetales; Wickerhamomycetaceae. The transcript has a single exon. Bases 1 to 1413 code for a protein of 470 amino acids. Gene Ontology annotation, biological process: guanine catabolic process. Gene Ontology annotation, cellular component: cytosol. Gene Ontology annotation, molecular function: guanine deaminase activity; zinc ion binding. The record is from RefSeq and is a predicted model, not a curated record.
AUGACAGUAGGAUUACGUUCUGCUUCAUCUUCACAUACUGCUGCUAACAUCAAACGUGUUUUGUACUAUGGUACUUUCAUACACACACCAAAGCUAGGUUCACUCCAGGUUUUCACCGAUACUGGGUUUGUUGUUGAUAAGAAUGGGGUCAUUGAUAACAUUUAUGAAAACACGUCAGUUGAGGAAAUCUUGAACAAAGAAACAAAUAUUGAGGAAACUUUUGAUAUUUCCAAAAAUUCAAAUUCAUUCUUCUUCCCAGGUUUUAUUGAUACACACAUUCACGCUCCACAAUAUCCAAAUAAUGGGAUCUUUGGCUCAUCAACACUAUUAGAUUGGUUAGAAACUUAUACCUUCCCAUUAGAAUCAACUUUGAAAGACUUGGAUAAAGCACGCUUGGUUUACAAUAAAGUUAUUUCCAGGGGAAUUUCACAUGGUACUACCUGUGCUGCCUAUUAUGCUACUAUUGAUACUGAUGCUACAAAUCUUUUAGCUGAUUUGGCUCUUGAAAAGGGUCAAAGAGCUUUUAUUGGUAAAGUUUGUAUGAAUAACAAUUCACCAGAGUAUUAUUGUGAAACUUUUGAACAAUCCAAAAAAAGUACAUUAGAUGUUAUAGAUCAUAUUAAGGAAAUAGAUCCUUCAAAUGAAAUUGUUGCUCCUAUAUUAACUCCAAGAUUUGCCCCAUCCUGUACAUCUGAAUUAUUAAAUUGGUUAGGUCAUCUAAGAGAAGAACAAAAUCUUCAUUGUCAAACACAUAUAUCUGAAAACAAGAAUGAAAUCAAAUGGGUACAAGAAUUAUUCCCAAGCUCCAAGAGUUAUACAGAUGUCUAUAAUGACCACAAUCUUUUAGGGGAUAAGACAAUCUUAGCUCAUGCUAUUCAUUUGUCAGACCAUGAGAAAGAUUUAAUCAAAUCUACUGGUACUGGUAUUUCACACUGUCCGAUUUCAAAUAGUUCAAUAACUUCAGGUGAAGCAAGAGUUAGAUGGCUGUUAGAUAAUGAAAUCCCAGUUGGGUUAGGUACUGAUGUUUCUGGUGGGUUUUCUAUCUCAAUUUUAGAAACUGCUCGUCAAGCUUUAUUAGUUUCAAAUCAUUUAGCUAUGAAAACUUCGGAUCAUAAUAAAUUAUCAGUCGAAGAUGUUCUUUUCUUAGCUACACUUGGUGGUGCAAAAGUUGUUGGGUUACAAGAUAAACUAGGUUCUUUCAUCAAAGGUAAGAAAUGGGACGCACAACUUGUUGAUUUAGAUUCAAAGGGGUCACCUGUUGAUGUCUUCGAUUGGCAAACAUCACCAAAAUCAAUGAAUACAUCUGAUGAUUUAACAAAAUUUAAAAACUUGGUUGCUAAAUGGGUUUUCAAUGGUGAUGAUAGAAAUACUCAAAAGGUUUGGGUUAAUGGUUUAAAAGUUCAUGAAUUAUAA